AUGUCUGUAUGUAUGGAAUCGAGACGAACUGAGCAUAAAUUCCUGAUCUUGCAGUUCCUGACGUUUAACGAACUGUUCUGGUUGCUUGAAAAUGACUCGAAGCUUCCACGUCAAGGUGCAAAAAAUCUAGAAGAGGCUGCAUGCCGUCGUGCUCAUAUGGCAGUGCGCUGGCUGGAGGAGCACGAAGCGGACCUACGCCUUUACUACCCUCAAUUUGAUGACUAUGUUUACCGCCAGUUUCUAAUCAAUGCGGAUCGACUGUUUCGCACCGUACACUUCGAGCACAUAAGCCCGGACGCGCGGUCACGCUAUAUAAAAGUUCUGACUAACGUAGGUUUUCUAUCUGGCAAUUCAAUUCAUGCUGAAAUCGCCCGAAUAACACAAGCUUGA
Molecule: messenger RNA, 390 nt
Organism: Gongylonema pulchrum
Lineage: Eukaryota; Metazoa; Nematoda; Chromadorea; Rhabditida; Gongylonematidae
Source: the annotation of a GenBank genome assembly